UUGCUUAUUACAAACGACAGGUCCUCCAAAUUUGAAGUACCCCCUUCUUCUCCCUUCACCAAAUCAGCUUCUCUGUGACUGUCCACACAUCAGUACUCCGCGCAUAGUGAAAGAACGACUUAUCGUUCAUAUUUGGAACAAAGCCGCCGCUUUCUUCAUCUGGGGCUAAUGGAAGAUGACGUUUCAAACCCGUUUCGUAGAAUGUCAAUGCGAACUCGAAAGAUUGCUCCAAAAAUGGCAGCUGCGCUUGCCAGCAAUGAUAACAGAACUCAGGCAGCAAUUGCUAGACUUGAAGCAUUGGAGAAUGAUUAUACAGGGAUGGAAACAGUAGAAGCUGUUGAUGAUGACGAGGCUUCUCUUGAUGAUGACGAUGAUGUCUAUAUACAAAAGAAGCAGAAAGGCACAAAGCGUAAAACUCGGCAAGCAAAAGCGCUUGAGAAUGCUAGGAAAGCCCCAAGAAAUUUUUUGGAACUCUUACAUGAGGCGAACCUGGAAGCUUUGCCUCCGCAUGUUCCAUCCUAUUUGAGGGCAGCAGUGGGACCUCCAAGCUCUACCUGCCGCAGGCAUUUCUGCACUGUUUGUGGGUUCACUUCCAAUUAUACAUGUGCGAAGUGUGGAAUGCGCUUUUGUUCAAUCCGGUGCCAGAAAAUACAUGAUGAUACCCGUUGCCUGAAAUUUGUGGCCUGAUUGGUAAGGCUUGAGCCAGGCUGUUUUUUGUAGAUAUAACAACACUUCACCUCCAUGAGCUCACUUUGAUAUACUGGAGCUAUUUAUGGAUUGUGCCACUCUGAUUUUCAAUAUGUACAUUGGAUAUAAGAAAAGGGAGGCUGUUUUUCCA
Messenger RNA from Populus trichocarpa (black cottonwood), 838 nucleotides. Its product is annotated as SWR1 complex subunit 6. The transcript has 5 exons. The record is from RefSeq and is a predicted model, not a curated record. Gene Ontology annotation, molecular function: nucleosome binding. Lineage: Eukaryota; Viridiplantae; Streptophyta; Magnoliopsida; Malpighiales; Salicaceae. Gene Ontology annotation, biological process: chromatin remodeling. Gene Ontology annotation, cellular component: Swr1 complex. The coding region runs from base 169 to 687 and encodes 172 amino acids.